GCGCUCUGGCUGGGGGCGGGACAGGCACGUGGCUGUCCGCGCGAGCUCUGUGACAGUUAGAAGCGUUCAGGCUGCGCUGUUAGAUUCUGAUCGCCGACUUCGAUUUCAUCUGCUGUUGGGAAGACAUUUCUUCAGCCACCCGGUUUUGCUGUGUUCGUCCAGCUCUACACCUUGUAUAUCUCUCUUCAGCCACCCGGUUUUGAUUUAUCUUUGAGAGUUCAUGGGCGGCCACUCAAUCCACUGGUUUCGGAAGGGGCUCCGGCUCCACGAUAAUCCGGCGUUGCUGGAGGCUCUGCUGGGUUCGGAAACCAUCCGCUGCGUCUACAUCGUCGACCCCUGGUUCGCUGGUUCGUCCAGUGUGGGCAUCAACCGGUGGCGAUUUCUGCUCCAGUGUCUUGAAGAUCUUGAUGCCAAUUUGCGGAAAUUAAAUUCUCGCUUAUUUGUUGUACGUGGUCAACCAGCUGAUGUCUUUCCCAGAUUGUUUAAGGAAUGGAAUAUUUCCCGUCUUACCUUUGAAUACGACUCUGAACCCUUUAGCAAGGAGCGAGAUGCAGCUAUCAAGAAGUUGGCCAUUGAGGCAGGAGUAGAAGUGAUUGUGCGGAUUUCACACACGUUGUAUAAUUUGGACAUGAUUAUAGAGCGUAAUGGUGGACAGCCUCCUCUAACAUACAAGCAUUUCCAGACGCUUAUAAGUCGAAUGGAGUCAAUAGAAAUGCCUGUGGAAACAAUUACAGCUGAGGGCAUGGGAAAAUGUACAACGCCUGUCCUUGAUGACCAUGAUGACAAAUAUGGAGUUCCAUCUCUCGAAGAACUGGGUUUUGAUACAGAAGGGCUUCCUUCAGCCGUAUGGCCAGGUGGUGAAACAGAGGCCCUUGCAAGAUUAGAAAGACAUUUGGAGAGAAAAGCCUGGGUUGCAAACUUCGAAAGACCACGAAUGAACUCCACUUCACUUCUUGCAAGCCCUACUGGGCUAAGUCCAUACCUGCGAUUUGGUUGUUUGUCAUGUCGCCUCUUUUAUUUUAAGCUAACUGACUUGUAUAAGAAGGUGAAGAAAAACAGCACCCCUCCACUCUCCCUGUAUGGGCAGCUAUUGUGGCGUGAAUUCUUCUAUGCAGCGGCUACUAACAACCCCAGGUUUGAUAAAAUGGAAGGAAAUCCGAUUUGUGUCCAAGUUCCAUGGGACCGGAAUCCUGAGGCUCUGGCUAAGUGGGCAGAAGGGAGGACAGGAUUUCCUUGGAUUGAUGCAAUAAUGACACAGCUGCGUCAAGAAGGAUGGAUCCAUCACUUAGCCCGUCAUGCAGUGGCUUGCUUUUUAACAAGAGGUGAUCUCUGGAUUAGCUGGGAAGAAGGAAUGAAGGUAUUUGAAGAGUUAUUACUGGAUGCUGACUGGAGUGUGAAUGCUGGAAGUUGGAUGUGGCUGUCCUGCAGCUCCUUCUUCCAACAAUUUUUUCAUUGCUACUGUCCUGUGGGUUUUGGACGUAGAACUGACCCCAAUGGAGAUUAUAUCAGGCGAUACCUGCCAGUCCUCAGAGGUUUUCCUGCCAAGCAUAUCUAUGAUCCUUGGAAUGCUCCAGAGAGUGUACAGAAAGCUGCAAAAUGCAUCAUUGGUGUUCAUUAUCCAAAACCCAUGGUGAACCAUGCUGAAGCCAGUCGCCUGAAUAUUGAACGAAUGAAGCAAAUCUACCAGCAGUUUUCUCGCUACAGAGGCCUGGGUCUUCUUGCUUCUGUGCCUUCUAACCCUAAUACAAGUGCUGAACCUAUGGAAUAUUCACAAGGAGACAACACACAUGGAUGCAGUAGCAUAACAGUGCACUUGGAAAAAGGGAAAAAUAAAAGGUUACAAGGAAGAAUUACAAAUGGGAAAGGUUACAGUACAGAUUGAGCAACCUGGACUUCUUUUAUUUUUAAGAAAAGAAAAGAAUUGAUCUGAAAUAUGGAAAGGAAUGAUUGGAAAAUACAUCAUUAUAUAUAUGUUUGGCUCAAUUUUGACAAGAUGAUGUAUUGCUAGAAGAUUGGAAUGAAAGGUCCUGCUGUAAAUAUUUAAUUUGAAUAUCUGAAGUUAAACACUAAAUUAUUGAUGGCCUGUUUAGUGACAGACAUCUAUUUUUAUAAUAAUCCAUUCAUAAAUAAUAUUUAAAUAAUUUAGCAUUAAAUUCUGAAUUUUUUUUUAAGUGGAUGCUGCAAGUAGAGCAUUUGCUUGUACUACCUUCAUUUGGAAAAUAUUUGUCCCUUUUUUACCUUGGGUCUCAUAGUUGACCUACUCCUUCCUGUGUGGGUCCCCCACGCCCACUUCAAUCAGGUCUGACUGCCUGGCAUUUUUUGAUUGAAGCUAGCUAGCAUUUGGCUGCUAUUCACAUGAAGACAUUGAGUUUGCACCAGUCAGUACAAACUUAGACAAGAUUGUAUGAAAGGAUGACAUUUAGACCCUUAAAUGCUGUAAAUACUUGCCGUAGAAGUUCUAUGCAGGAAAUUUAGGGCUUGAUCUCCAGCUCCUGUCAGGCCUUUGUCAGAGGCUGACCACUAUUUUCCAGUUGGCCCUCUGGUUUGUGCAAGUGCUGGGAGAUCAUCCAGUCAACUGAAGGCACAUGCCUAACAGCAAAAUUUUAGAGUGGGAGCUAUGGCAAUGCAGCAUACUGGCAAGCUUGGAAGCCUCCUUUAAAGCCUGGAUGUAGCUGAAGUGACAGGCUGGCCUGAGGGGUACACUCCUCAAAAUGGUGGCCCUGCUGCUGGUCCCUCUUAUUUCCAAUUUUUAAAAUAUUGUAGAGAGAACUUCCAAUUGGCCCUCCAUUUCUGAGUCUGUCCAAUGUCCUUAAUUGGAUGGUAAGCCCAUUCUCUGUUUAUUCUUUGGACACUUUAGAAAAAAUCACAGACCUCAGGCUGUGUUGGCUUUUGACCCCUAUUCGAGUCUGACAGUAGUUCAUGAAACCCACAGAAAUAUCCUGGUGUUGGUGUUAAAUGUUCAAGUGAAAGAAAUGUAUAAUCAUAAUUGCUUGCAGAAAAAAAAGUUAGCUAACUGAGUAGCAACAGCACUUUGCAUCUAUAUAGCAUGUUUAAUGCAAUUGAACAUUCCACUGUGCUUUAAUGGAGAAUUAUAAAACUAGGUUUGACUUUGAGCAACUUGUCUCAUUUCUCUACCAAUUCCCUUAAUUGGAACAAUUAUGCACAUCCAUGACUAAUUGCCAGACAAGAAGUUUGCCAAUUUAGUGACAGUGGACAGAUUGAGAGAGGGAGUGAUGAGGUAGCGCUGGGUAUCAUCAGUCUAUAUAUGAAAAUUAAUGCUACAGCGCAGACUGACUCCCCAACUAUUUGUAGGGUGAACACAGACCCUCGUUGUCUGUCUUUUAAAUAUUUGUGUUGCAUCUGGUGAAACUGUCAAAACACAAACUGGAAAAUAAUAUAUAAUGAAUUGUGGAUACUGGAAAUCUGAAACAAAAACAGAAAUUGCUGGAGAAACUCAGGUCUGGCAGCAUCUUGGAACGUUAACAUAUCCAGUGACCCUUCUCCACAGAUGAUACCAGACCUGCUGAGUUCUCUGUUUUCCCGUUUUUGUAACUGGAAAAUGUUUAUUUUUAAAUUGAAUAAAAUAUUAUACUGAAGUGUU
This is a messenger RNA of Rhincodon typus (whale shark), 3601 nucleotides long. RefSeq names its product cryptochrome circadian regulator 1. Lineage: Eukaryota; Metazoa; Chordata; Chondrichthyes; Orectolobiformes; Rhincodontidae. Gene Ontology annotation, molecular function: FAD binding; DNA binding. Gene Ontology annotation, biological process: entrainment of circadian clock by photoperiod; circadian regulation of gene expression; negative regulation of DNA-templated transcription. Bases 221 to 1882 code for a protein of 553 amino acids. The transcript is spliced from 11 exons. The record is from RefSeq and is a predicted model, not a curated record. Gene Ontology annotation, cellular component: nucleus; cytoplasm.